CACAGCUACCCCAACUCCUUCUGGACACCUCGUCUGCUCCCAGAGUGUGGCCUUGACGUGCUUUACUUCUGGAACUGGAACAGUUGCGUGCUUGCGAUCCGGUAAAUUAUUGGUUGUUAUGAGCCUAUAGCGAUUUACCCGAUAUUCGCACACCCUUGAGAUCGCCCCUUAACGACCCCUCGGGAAACCACAAACCACUCUCCUAAUAGUCGCUAAACACACACAAUCCUCCAUGGCAGCACCGCAAGGGGGCUACCCUCCCCAGGAAGGGUACGGUCAGCCUGUCGGUUAUGGAUCUCCCACUCAACAGCCCGCGGGGUUGGCCCCUGGUGCCCCCGCCCAAGGCCAAGCUGGAGGUCGGAAGAAGCGAGUCUAUGCCGGAGAAGCUUUUGAUUUCGGUUCCGGUGCCAAUGCUGCCCUAGGGGGUCAGUUGCCGGCCGGUGGCAGCUAUGGAGCAUACCCGCCGCAACCACAAGCUGCGGGAUACCAGCAGCCUGCGUAUGGGGCGGACCCAGCCCAGAUGCAGCCUGUGGCCCCAGGAUAUGGAGCGCCUGCCAGCCCUCAAGUCGCACAGAUGACCCAGCAGUUUGGUGCAAUGGGCAUGACUGAUCCCCACCUCCUGCCACCGCAGCCGGUCGCUCAAGCUCCUCAGGCUCAAGCCCCUCGGGCUGUUCCCCUCAACCAGCUCUACCCAACCGAUCUCUUAACUCAGCCAUUCAAUGUUGCCGAGCUCGACUACCCGCCACCUCCCAUUGUUCUACCGCCCGGUACUAGCGUUUAUCCUGGACCCUAUGCCAACUGCCCUCCGAAAUACGUUCGCUCAACCCUGAAUGCCGUCCCAACUACACACUCACUUCUGAAGAAGUCGAAGUUGCCGUUCGCUCUCGUCAUCCAGCCAUACGCAGCUCUUCAUGACUCGGAAGACCCGGUCCCCGUUGUCCCCGACCAAGUCAUCUCGCGUUGCCGCCGCUGCCGAUCCUACAUUAAUCCUUUCGUGACAUUCCUCGACCAUGGGCACCGCUGGCGUUGCAACAUGUGCAACUUGACAAACGACGUACCUCAGGCCUUUGAUUGGGACACCGCUCUGCAGAAGCCGGCGGACAGGUCAUUGAGACCCGACCUCAACCAUGCAGUCGUUGAAUUCGUUGCUCCCCAGGAAUAUAUGGUCCGCCCCCCGCAGCCGCUCGUCUAUCUUUUCUUGAUCGAUGUGAGUUACGCAUCUGUCACAAACGGGCUUCUAGCCACGACUGCUCGGUGCAUUAAGGAGAGCCUUGACCGGAUCCCUAAUGCGGACCGUCGGACACGACUGGGAUUCAUCGCGGUCGACUCAAGCCUCCAUUACUUCAGCAUCCCUAGGGAUGGAUCGGAGAACUCAGACCCCAGGAUGUUGGUUAUCAGUGAUCUGGAUGAGCCUUUCCUUCCCAUUCCCGGCGAUCUUCUGGUGACUCUGAGCGAAUGCCGUGAGAAUAUUGAGGUCUUCCUCGAUAAGCUGCAAGAGAUGUUCCAGAACAACCAGAGCAACUCCUGCGCCAUGGGAUCUGCCCUGCGCGCUGGAUACAAGCUCAUUUCUCCCGUGGGAGGCAAAAUGACCGUUCUCAGUUCGUCUCUGCCUAACAUCGGCCAUGGAUCGUUGACCAUGAGAGAGGACAAGAAGGUUCUUGGCACUAGCAAAGAGAGCAGUCUGCUGCAGACCGCCAACAGCUUUUACAAGAGUUUCGCCGUCGAGUGCUCAAAGUCGCAGGUCUCAGUUGAUAUGUUCUUGUUCUCCUCGCAAUAUCAGGACGUUGCGUCUCUCAGUAACCUGCCCAGAUACACCGGUGGUCAGACUUACUUCUAUCCCGGAUGGAACGCCGCUCGUCCGGAGGAUGCGAUCAAGUUUGCUCGUGAAUUUUCCGAUUACCUCUCUUCCGAGAUUGGCCUGGAGGCUGUGCUCCGUGUCCGUGCCACCACGGGUCUGCGUAUGAACACCUUCUACGGCAACUUCUUCAACCGCAGCUCCGAUCUGUGUGCCUUCCCUGCCUUCCCCCGCGACCAAGCGUACGUCGUUGAAGUCGCGAUUGACGAGACCGUCACGAAACCCGUUGUCUGCCUGCAGACCGCGGUCCUGCACACUACAUGCAACGGCGAGAGGAGAAUCCGCGUGUUGACUUUGGCACUCCCCACGACUCAGAAUCUGGCCGAUGUCUACGCCUCCGCGGAUCAACAAGCAGUUGCUACGUACUUCAGCCACAAGGCCGUUGAGCGGGCGCUUGGAAGUGGUCUGGAACCUGCCCGGGAGGCUCUACAGGCCAAGGCCGUAGAGUUGCUGUCGACCUACCGGAAAGAACUGGCAGGAGGCAGCGUCAGCGGCGGUGGUCUCCAGUUCCCCGCUAACCUGAGAGGGUUGCCAGUCCUAUUCCUCGCCAUGAUCAAAAACCUUGGUCUUCGGAAAUCCGCGCAAAUACCCACCGACAUGCGCUCUGCUGCUCUCUGCUUGCUCUCGACGCUUCCCCUCCCUCUCCUCAUGCAGUAUAUCUACCCUAAGAUGUAUUCCCUCCACGAUAUGCCGGACACGGCCGGAUUACCCGAUGAGCAGACCGGCGAGAUUGUCCUUCCUCCACCGAUCAACCUGGCAUCCGAGCGUAUUGUUCCCUAUGGUCUCUACCUCAUCGACGAUGGCCAGACACAGUUCCUGUGGGUCGGACGCGAUGCGGUCCCUCAGCUGAUCGAAGAUGUCUUUGGUCUGUCGGAUAAGUCGCAACUUCGGGUGGGCAAGCAGAACCUGCCCGAUGUCGACAACGAGUUUAACCAGCGGGUGCGGGCGGUGCUCGAGAAGAGCCGGGAUCACCGGUCGAAGGGGGUUGGCAGCAUUGCGGUGCCACACCUAUAUGUGGUCAAGGAGGACGGAGAGCCUGGUCUCCGCUUAUGGGCGCAGACCAUGCUGGUUGAGGACCGUGCUGACCAGAGCGUCAGCCUGGUGCAAUGGAUGGGCUCGCUGCGGGAAAAGGUUGUUCAGUAAUGAUAAGCUUCUCGAUUUUGGUAAAUUAUACGGAGAUACUUCAAUACAUUCCCAGUGUUUAUGUCUUGUUUGGCGGUGUCGUUGUAAAUUAUCCCUCUGCUGCUGUUCGGUGUCUGCCUGGAAUGCAAUUACGGCACAGGACUUUGCCCGUGGCCUAUACUAUC
This is a messenger RNA of Aspergillus sclerotioniger CBS 115572, 3162 nucleotides long. Its product is annotated as COPII subunit SEC24. Gene Ontology annotation, cellular component: COPII vesicle coat; endoplasmic reticulum exit site. The transcript is spliced from 5 exons. Lineage: Eukaryota; Fungi; Ascomycota; Eurotiomycetes; Eurotiales; Aspergillaceae. Gene Ontology annotation, molecular function: SNARE binding; zinc ion binding. Bases 233 to 2998 code for a protein of 921 amino acids. The record is from RefSeq and is a predicted model, not a curated record. Gene Ontology annotation, biological process: endoplasmic reticulum to Golgi vesicle-mediated transport; COPII-coated vesicle cargo loading; intracellular protein transport.